Jatropha curcas is the source of this 1633-nucleotide messenger RNA. Its product is annotated as GATA transcription factor 28. Lineage: Eukaryota; Viridiplantae; Streptophyta; Magnoliopsida; Malpighiales; Euphorbiaceae. The record is from RefSeq and is a predicted model, not a curated record. Gene Ontology annotation, biological process: regulation of DNA-templated transcription. Gene Ontology annotation, molecular function: sequence-specific DNA binding; protein binding; zinc ion binding.
CCAUCUUCUUUCAUUUGACCAACAUAGAAACCCUUGUUCCUGUUUCCCAAAUUUAGGGCUCUCUCUGUCUCAUUUCGUUAAUCUUUUCACGUUUUUUACACUAAAAAAAAAAAAGAAGAAAUUGUUUUCUGUUUUGUUUUAUUUUAUUUUAGCAUAUAUCAUUAAUUCAAUAGUGAUAUCUUUUAAUUUUUUUUAUAUUGGGUUUGCUUAAUUUUUCAGGUUCAUUUUCUAUUGCCUUUUCUUUUCUGGGUUCUUGUUUUGGUUAAGAAUUUUCGGAUACAGAAAUAUUUUAAAGGUUUGUUCUUUUUCUAUUCUGUAAGAAGAUCCUAAUUCCUUCGUUUUGGGUUCUCUUAAAUUCUCUUUUUAGGGCAAAUUUGUUGAGCUUUUGAUAUUGGGGUUCUGUUGUUCCAUGUCAAUAGACCUUUGAAUAUAAUGAAACAUGCCAAAUUCAAAUAGACAAGCAUCGAUGUACACUGCAGAACAUAUGGAGAUACAUGGCCAAUUGGAAGAAGACGACGAAGAUAUGGCUGGAGGUGGGGAGGAGUCCAUAGACAACCCUAAUAUCCACUAUGAAAAUGGUGCUGGAAAUGGUGGUGGUAUGGAAGAUGUUCCUCCCUCUGGUAUUCGAGUUACUGGUGCACAAGAUUAUCCUUCAAUGCUUGGACAUAGUAGCCAUGUUGACCAGCUCACUCUGUCUUUCCAGGGUGAGGUUUAUGUUUUUGAUGCUGUUUCCCCAGAUAAGGUGCAGGCAGUACUGUUACUUCUAGGUGGAUAUGAAAUCCCUUCUGGCAUUCCUGCCACAGGGGCAGUACCUCUUAACCCUAGGGGUCCAAGUGACUUAUCGGGAAGGUCAAUUCAACCUCAGAGAGCAGCUUCGUUACGGCGGUUCAGGGAGAAGAGAAAGGAGCGUUGUUUUGAUAAGAAAAUACGCUACAGUGUCCGGAAAGAAGUUGCUCUUAGGAUGCAGCGUAAGAAAGGACAAUUUACUUCAGCAAAGGCUAAUUCUGAUGAAGCAGGCUCAGCGUCUUCUGGCUGGAGUGCAACACAGGGUUCUGGACUAGAUGAGAGCAUGCUGGAAACAUUAUGUACUCAUUGUGGAACCAGCUCAAAGUCAACUCCAAUGAUGCGACGUGGACCAGCUGGUCCAAGAACCCUUUGCAAUGCAUGUGGGCUCAAGUGGGCCAACAAAGGAAUCUUGAGAGACCUUUCAAAGGUGGCGAACAUGGCAGGUCAAGGUCCUCCUGCAAAGCCAACUGAACAGAGUGAAGGUGAAGCGAACGACUCGGAUGCUGUAACUUUGCCAGCAGAUAUAGUCUCUUCUAAUGGCGAUAAUUCAGCUUUGACUGCGGAAACAUGAAUUGGUAGUGUCAUCGUUUGCAGCCCUUCUUGUGAAAUGGAUAGUUGCUUCUUCUUCCUUUUCUUGCAGUUGAAGUGCAAUUCAGACAUUAGAAAACAGAUUCAUAGCAUGUGUAAUCUCUCUCUGGUUUCCUUCAACCAACUGUACAUAGAAUUUUAGUGCCUCUUGUUAUAUACAUCAAAUUGUCUCAAAACAUAAGAAUCUUCAAAUGUCAUAUAAUCUUUGUUUCUCAUCCAAUUGCUAGAGCUUAAAACAGGCAGUUAAAGGUUUUUUUUA